AUGGGCGAACCCGAGAAGAACCUCGACAAGCUACGUGAAGAGCAAGCGGAGGACGAUGCCGACCUCCUCGCAGAGCUGGACAAAGAGUCCAAAGAGUUCGACAAGGACUCGGAAAUCGAACGCAUCCUGAAAGCUUUCCGUGCCAACGCCUACGAUGUCCUCGACCUCCAACCCGGCGUGCCCGACGAAGACAUCAAGAAAGUCUACCGCAAGAAAUCCCUCCUCAUCCAUCCAGACAAGUCCUCCAACCCCAAAGCACCCGACGCCUUCGACCGAUUAGCAAUCGCCUACCAAACCCUGCUCGAGGAAAAGAAGCGCGCGAACCUCGACGAAGCCAUCGCCGACGCCCGCAUGCUGUUGAUCCGCGAACGCAAACUCACCGUCGACAGCGAGGAGGUUAAAGAUCCCGAUGUCAACUUCAUCAAAGCGUGGAAGGAGAUGAUCAAGGUUGUGCUGGCGGACAUGGAGGAGCGGCGGCGACGGCAGAUGAAGGCGCAGAUGCAGGAGGAGGGGCGGCAGCAAAGGAAGGAAGAGCAAGAGUUGGAGGAGCGGAAGCGGAAGAGAGAGCAUGAGCAGGAUUGGGAGAAGACGAGGGAGAAGAGAAUUGAUAGUUGGCGGGACUUUCAGAAGAAGGGGAGUACGGAUAAGACCAAGAAAAAGAAGAUGAAGACGUUGGGGUGA
Molecule: messenger RNA, 681 nt
Organism: Neohortaea acidophila
Lineage: Eukaryota; Fungi; Ascomycota; Dothideomycetes; Mycosphaerellales; Teratosphaeriaceae
Product: DnaJ domain-containing protein
Exons: 2
Coding region: 1-681 (226 amino acids)
Source: RefSeq, a predicted model, not a curated record